Tinamus guttatus (white-throated tinamou) is the source of this 1666-nucleotide messenger RNA. RefSeq names its product ankyrin repeat and SOCS box containing 3 (gene ASB3). Gene Ontology annotation, biological process: intracellular signal transduction. The record is from RefSeq and is a predicted model, not a curated record. Gene Ontology annotation, molecular function: protein binding. Lineage: Eukaryota; Metazoa; Chordata; Aves; Tinamiformes; Tinamidae.
GAAAAUUAAGCAGUGACAAAGCAGAGUUUCCUUUGUGAAGAAUGGAUUUCUCAGAGGCCUAUUCUGAUAGAUGUUCUGCUGUGGGACUUGCAGCUAGAGAAGGAAAUGUGAAAAUGCUCAGGAAACUAAUUAAAGAGGGAUACAGCAUUGAUGUCCCGGAUAACAGGGGAUGGAUGCCAAUCCAUGAAGCAGCAGUCCGCAAUUCAGGAGAAUGUCUGAGGCUACUAAUUCAGGCUGCUCCAUCUGAGAAGUACCUACAAGCAGAGACGUUUGAAGGGAUGUGUGCGCUGCAUCUCUCCGCCAGCCACGGGUGUGCAGAAAGCGUCAGCACUCUUCUGGGAGCUGGAGCUGAUCCUAAUAAGGUCACUACUGAAGCCACCACCCCGCUGUUUCUAGCUGUUGAAAAUGGACAUACAGACAUUGUAAAGCUUCUGCUUCAACAUGGAGCAAAUGUUAAUGGACAUCACUCUUGGUCUGGAUGGAAUUCUUUGCAUGAAGCUUCUUUUCAGAGACAUACUGAGAUAAUAAAAAUUCUCCUGGAGAAAGGCGCAAACAAGGAAUGUGAGGAUGACUUUGGAAUUACCCCUUUGUUUGUUGCUGCUCAGUAUGGGAGGCUGGAGAGUUUAAGAAUGCUUGUGUCCUAUGGUGCAAACAUCAACUGUCAGGCCAAGGACAAAGCCACUCCCCUGCUGAUCGCGGCGCAGGAGGGUCACACCAAGUGCGUGGAGCUGUUGCUCUCUGAAGGGGCCGACCCAAACCUCUACUGUAAUGAGGAGGAAUGGCAGUUACCUAUUCACGCAGCAGCUGAAAUGGGCCAUAAGAAUAUCCUGGAGUUGCUCAUACCACUUACUGAUCGGAUCUGUGAUCAAGGAAAAGACAAAGUGAGCCCUGUGUACUCAGCGAUUUAUGGUGGUAAUGAGGAGUGCCUGGAGAUGUUACUUAAGCAAGGCUACAGUGCAGAUGCUCAAAAGUGCCUCACCUUUGCCUGCAGAUCGCCCAUGUGCAUGGUUUUCCAAAAAAAGUUUUUUGAUUUAAUUGAUAUUCUCCUCAAAUAUGGGAUCACCCUCCUUGGGAUUAACUUGGGAUAUUGCCUGUUGCAUGGGAAGUUUACUUUGUUCCGACGCUUCUUGACGUUGGGGUGUGAGCUACCUUCUGAGGAGCAGCUGCCAGAGUUCAUAAGCUAUGCAGUGAAAGCACACGAGCAGUAUAGGGAAUGGCUGCCUCAUCUCCUCUUGGCUGGCUUUAAUCCAUUGGAUUUACUCUGCAAGUUGUGGAUUUAUUCUGUCAAUGGGGAUGCCCUUAACUUUGUCCUGGAGUUCACCAACUGGAAGAGACUUCCUCCAGCUGUAGAACGAAACCUUUCAGACUACAAGGAGGGUUCCACUUGGAUUCUCAGUAGUCAUUUUGCCAUCGUUCCUCCCUUGUCUCAUCUUUGUCGUCUUGAGAUCUGGUCCAUUUUGAAGAGCGAGCGUCUGCGACCGGAGAGCUUUAUCCGUGGAUUGCCACUACCAGCCUGUCUCCAGGACUACCUCCUCUACUUGGAUAUACUGAAGGCCAAUGCAGUUCCCACAGUGGUGGAGUCCCUGCGGGAUGGCAGCGAGGGAAUUGCUCCUGCCGGUCACUGCAGCUCCGAAGGGACAAGGGGAGUGUGUGGUGCUGCUCUCAG